AAUGGCGGCUCGUAACUUUUAAACACGUUUCUGCUAACAGUUUUCUACUGUACUGCAUUUUAUUUUGGAUCCGUAAUUCACCGUGUCGUUCAUGAAGUGAAAAGGCAUGUUGGGACAUGUCUAAAGGGGCAAGCUGAAGAUGAUAUCGUUUCAUGUGCUGUGCAUGGAUGUUGGCUUUUCCAUGUCCAACUCGGCACCAGGUGAAGACUCUCCAUUUGAACUAGCCAAACAAGUCAUUCAGAAGUUUGUCCAACGUCAGGUGUUUGCCGAGGUAAAGGAUGAAUUGGCUUUGGUUCUGUUUGGGACAGACUCGACCAAGAACUCUCUGGCUCAAGAUGGCCAGUACCAGAACAUCACUGUGCAUCGCAACCUGAUGGUACCUGACUUUGAGCUCUUGGAGGAGAUUGAGAAUCAGGUCCACCCAGAGAAUCAACAGGGAGAUUGGUUGGAUGCUCUUGUGGUUUGCAUGGAUCUUCUUCAAACAGGAAUAAAGGGAAAACGUUAUGAUCGACUUAACAUCUAUUUCCUGAGUGACCUCAGUGUUGAAGCAAAUUCGGAGCAGCUGGAUGUCAUUGUUGAAAACCUGAAACAAGCUAACAUUACGCUGCAGUUCUUUUUACCCUUUCCUGCUGAAGAUGAAUCAGUGGAUGAAGCAGGUGAUGCGAGCAGAGGAGGCCCCAGUGCACAUGGCUUGGGCAAAGGCCUGUCCGGGGAACAGAGGAGUGGACUGGACAUGGUCAAACACAUCAUGCUCAGCUUGGAUGAGCAGGAUGGUCUUGAUCAGAUUUACACACUCAGGAAUGCUAUUGAGGGGCUGUGUAUGUUCAAGCAAAUCGAGAGAAGACCCAUGGCGUGGCCCUGUCAGCUGACCAUCGGCAGCUCUCUGUCCAUCCGCAUCGUUGGCUACAAAGCUGUGACCGAGGAGAAACUAAAGAAAACAUGGCUCACGGUGGACGCUCAAAGCAACGAGAGAGACCAUGUGGGGAGAGAGACCGUCUACUGUCUGGAUGACGACAAUGAGACAGAGGUGCAGAAGGACGACCUCGUCCAAGGUUUUUGCUAUGGGAGUGACAUUGUUCCCUUCUCCAAAGUGGAUCAAGAGCAGAUGAAAUACAAACACGAUGGGAAGUGCUUUGCUGUUUUAGGCUUUACCAACCAAAACCUGGUUCCUCGCCACUCCUUCAUGGGAAUUCAGGCCAUCAAGAUCUUUUCUCCAGACGACGAUGAGCACGCGGGGGUGGCGCUAUCCGCUCUCGUCCGGGCGCUGGAUGAGCUCAAAAUGGUGGCCAUUGUUCGUUACGCCUACGACCGGCGAUGCAACCCUCAAAUAGGAGCAGCUUUCCCUUGCAUCAAGAUGAACUACGAGUGUCUCAUAUAUGUCCAGCUGCCCUUCAUGGAAGACCUCCGACACUUCACAUAUGCUUCUCUGAACAGCAAGAAAUUCAUCCCCUCGGACACACAGCUGCAGGCUGUUGACUCUCUCAUCGACUCCAUGAUGUUGGUGGAGAAAGAUGAAGAUGGAGAACUAAAGGACUUGGUUAAAGUCCACCACAUUCCCAAUCCAGAGUUCCAGCGGCUUUUCCAGUGCCUGCAUCAUCGAGCUGUCAGCCCCGGCACAGCCCUCCCCCCAAUGGAGCCGUGGCUGAAGGCUGUACUGGACUGCCCAGAUGUCAUCAAGGAGCGUUGUCGAGCGCCACUACAGGAGGUGAAGAAGAGGUUUCCUCUCAAAGUGGUGGAGAAGAAGAAGACGCUGAAGACCAGCGCUCAGAUAUUUGGAAAAGAUUCUGAAGAGCCAGAUGACAAGAAGGCAAAGGGAGGCGCUGCAGAAGAGGAGGAGGAGUAUAAUCUGGCUGACAUUUCUGAAGGCUCUGUUACUUCGGUCGGAAGUGUUAAUCCUGCCCGUGAUUUCCGCAUCCUGAUCAAGCAAAAAACGCUUACAUUCCAAGGGGCCUGCGAGCAGCUGACUCGCAGGAUAGAGCAGUUGCUAGGCAACAAGAACACAGAGUACUACAUGAAAAGCAUCACCUGUAUCCAGGCCUUCAGAGAGCAGUCGGUAAAGCUGGGGAAGGCCGAUCUGUACAAUAGCUACCUCCAAUCCCUGAAAGGAAGCAUUCCAAACAGGGGGCUGGAAGUCUUCUGGGACCUGCUUGUUCAAGGCUCCAUAUCUCUUAUUGGCCAAGACGAGGUGGAAGGAAGCUCCGUGUCCAAAAAUGAAGUCGCUCAGUUUCUGCUGGCUGACGAGAAAAAAGAAGAGCCAGUUGCGACAAUGGCAGAUGACACGGGAGAUGUUGACGACUUGCUGGACAACAUGUAAGAAAGAAGGCGAUGGGAGCGUCUGCAGGAAAAAUGCGAAGUAUGCAUCGUUGGGUCCUUCUGUCCAUUUUUCCAUCUCCCAUAUAGAGACCGUUGGGUACUUGGGAGGAAUACUGUACCGAACACGACCUUAACCUGAGUGUAAUGUUUUGUGGGGGUCUUGACAAAAGACAGGACACUGUAUGUUUGUUUUAAAUCUGAUUUAUUGUGUGUGUAUAAUGCACUUAGGGUUGCUACAGUUACAGACUGUACAGUGCACCAGGCGAUGUGGUAUGUUUGAAUGCCAGAUUAAUUAACAUUAGUAGCACCAAUA
This is a messenger RNA of Phyllopteryx taeniolatus (common seadragon), 2626 nucleotides long. It is a transcript of the gene xrcc5, whose product is annotated as X-ray repair complementing defective repair in Chinese hamster cells 5. Bases 140 to 2314 code for a protein of 724 amino acids. NCBI's taxonomy places the organism in Eukaryota, Metazoa, Chordata, Actinopteri, Syngnathiformes, Syngnathidae. The transcript is spliced from 21 exons. Gene Ontology annotation, biological process: telomere maintenance; double-strand break repair via nonhomologous end joining; cellular response to X-ray. Gene Ontology annotation, cellular component: nucleus; Ku70:Ku80 complex. Gene Ontology annotation, molecular function: double-stranded DNA binding; damaged DNA binding; DNA helicase activity. The record is from RefSeq and is a predicted model, not a curated record.